Messenger RNA from Anopheles stephensi (Asian malaria mosquito), 2496 nucleotides. RefSeq names its product regulatory protein zeste-like. Bases 153 to 1529 code for a protein of 458 amino acids. The record is from RefSeq and is a predicted model, not a curated record. The transcript has a single exon. NCBI's taxonomy places the organism in Eukaryota, Metazoa, Arthropoda, Insecta, Diptera, Culicidae.
GUCCGUUGGCGUACGUUGGAAUCGGCAUACGGCAUCGAUAGUACAGUCUUGUGAACGUGGUUGUGCGCUUUUUUGGCACGGCGUGCGAGUGAUUCGGUGACUCGGUGGCUUUCUUUCUCGCUUGACAUUGUGCCAUAACGUGUGAUCCCGCAAUGAAGUGCUUGCUAGUGUUAAGUGCCUUAGUGUUAGCUUUGGCUAGUGCAAGACCGGAAGGAUACAGUUACUAUACGCCACACGGUUCCGAGUCCGGCCAUUCGGCGACUUCCAGUGCUAGUGUACUGUUUAGCUCUGGUGCGAGCGCUUCCGGCAGUGGUGGUGCUGUGGUGGACGAUUGUGAAGAGCCAGCACACGAACAGCUGUCUCCGUACCAGCACAGCCAGGUGCAUUUCUUCGCCCCAGAAGCCCCGGUGGCACAUGUCGAGACUUCCUCCUACCAGAGCUCGUCCGCUGGGCAUCAUGCGCAGCAGCAAGCAUCACUUCCUGUAGCUCACGCGCAGCUAUCCCUGUCUAGUGGAUCGUCCGGCUCCGGACACUACCAAUACCAGCAUCAGCAGCAGCAGCAACAGCAACAACACCAGACACACCACCAGACCGUCCAGCACCAGGUGCACCAACACGUCGCUGAGCCUCAGAUCGAGUACUUCACCAGCGUACAUCAGGGGCAGAAGCAGCAGCAGCAGUCUCACCAUCAUCAAUCCCACCACGAAGCUUCCGUCCACUACGUGCAGCAGCCCGUCGUUAAGGAGGAAGUCCACAAGCACGUCUACGUGCACGUGGCCCCAGAAGAGAAGGAAGAAAUUCACCAGAAAGUGAUCCUGCCUACCUACACCAAGCAGAAGCACUACAAGAUCAUCUUCAUCAAGGCACCGUCCCCACCGACCGUCAGCAAGGUGGUCCUGCCCCAGCAACCCGUCAACGAGGAGAAAACAUUGGUGUACGUGCUGCACAAGAAGCCGGAGCUCGAGCAGGAAAUUGUCGUACCGCCGCCAGCCACUUCCAAGCCCAGCAAACCGGAAGUUUACUUCAUCAAGUACAAGACGAAGAAGCAGGAGCAGCAACACUCCUACCAUCACCAGGAAGAGCAGCACUCGUCCAGCUCGUACAGUGGAAGUAGCAGUAGCGGAACUAGCGGUGGCUAUGAAGUGGCCGAUCUUGCCGGAUACGGCGGAUCGUUCGGUAGCAGCUUUGCGCCGAUUGUCGUUACGGAAGGAUCGUACCACAGCACGACACCAACGCCGGUUAAGGUGACGACGGUGCACUCGGUCGCCUCUUCAUCGUCCAUCGCUCCAUCAUCGUCGUACGUUAGCAGCACGGCCAGCAGCAGCAGUGGCAGCCACAAGGCUCAAGCCAUCAAGGUGACCAACAUUGGUCUGUCGGGAUAUUCUAGCGGCGGUAGCACCAGCUCCGGCUCGAACACUAGCAGCCGUCAGCGUGGUUCGAAAAAAUCCUGCGGCAAGUGCACCAAGACCAACAGUGCUCCACUGACCGUCGGUGGCACACUGGAUGCAUUCGUGUCGAACGUGUUCUAGAUGUAGGAAGCCUUUUCUUCUAGCUUUUAAACAAUCUUAGAUCCUUCUACUAGCUUACUAAGACACCGCUCCCCCCGUUGAAGAGAUCCGUCCAGAUUCUUCUCAGCAGCUCGUCUGAGGUCACUGUUAAAUAAAAGAAAUGUCAUAGCUAAUACAACCAACACGCUUCCCAACACGCGGCAUUACAUUCGCCUGUCUGCCGUCCAUUGCACGCCCAUUAUGCAAUCCUGAAUGAGUCGUCAGCCAAAACACUUACGCUCAUUGUCAGUUGCGUACCGUCAAGGAACCGUUGUGAAAGGGCCGAAUGAUCGAUAACGCUGAUCCGAUCCGGGCAAAAGAGAAUGUACGGACCGGGUCCUUAUGCCGAGAGUUUUUCCUUUCGGUCGGUUCGGUUGAUAAUGGUGAUGUUCUUCGGAUCUUCCCUUACCCUUGCCUCCAAUGGUAUGUAAUUAGUGGUGCGAAUUGGCCACGAUUUGUCGCCUCGGCCGUGUAGCUGGUGAUGAAGUGUGGUCGCACUGACAAUCGGCCGACGACCAGCCACGAAGCCCGCUUGUUGUGCUUGUGCGAUCUCUUUGUUGCCCUGGCAUUACUGUUUGCGUUUGCCAAUUUACUUCGCCAAUAUCGUCCCUUCCACGAUCGCGGACGCCUCGGGACAUAAAUGCGCGUUAAUCAUCCUAAUGUUUUAUCGACUGUCCCCCUCUCUCUCUCUCUCUCUCUCUCUCUCUCUCUCUCUCUCUCUCUUUCAUCUUCUCACAAAAUUAUCCGUCCAAAGUCACGUCUCACGUAGGAGCAACCAGUGAGGCCUCAACAGGUGCCUAAGAUAACUGAAUGCCUUCGGAUUUUCGAUCGCUCAACAUUCAUUGAUGGUUGUCGGGUUACUUUUUUUCCUCGUUCCUUUUUCCUCCUUUUUUGUUUACCUUUCUCUUCAUCUCUUUGGGAAGCAAUAAAAGAUAUUGUAUGUGUAACU